Drosophila nasuta is the source of this 1763-nucleotide messenger RNA. RefSeq names its product serine/threonine-protein kinase NIM1. The record is from RefSeq and is a predicted model, not a curated record. Gene Ontology annotation, biological process: protein phosphorylation; microtubule cytoskeleton organization; intracellular signal transduction. Lineage: Eukaryota; Metazoa; Arthropoda; Insecta; Diptera; Drosophilidae. Gene Ontology annotation, molecular function: ATP binding; tau-protein kinase activity. The transcript has 7 exons. The coding region runs from base 379 to 1761 and encodes 460 amino acids. Gene Ontology annotation, cellular component: cytoplasm.
AGAGACAGCAGCAAAACGGCAGCCGUGGAUACCAACACGCUGCGCAGUUCAGCCACUGUGAAGCCGUCGCCGCAGACGCAGCCAACGACGACAACGACAACGACGACGACGUCGACGCCGCUGCCGCCGCUGACAAUUUGUCAGCCGCCAGCGCCAACGCCUCCUUAUCAGCGGCUGACCAAAGCGUUGCAAUGCGAUCCGAGAUGUGGACACGAGGUGACAAUUGGACGUCGCAUCGGUCUUUACAGAUUCUGCGGCGACAUCGGACGCGGCAACUUCUCCAAAGUGAAGUUGGCCGUGCAUCAGUUGACGCGAGACAAGGUGGCCAUCAAGGUAGUUGACUUGGAUCGGGCUGGACUGGAUGCCAAGGCAUUGCGGAUGCUAUCCAGCGAGAUAGCGACACUCGAGUGUGUUCAUCAUCCCAACAUAUUGAGGCUCUUUGAGGUGGUCGAGACACUGGGACGGGUUUAUCUGGUCACGGAAUGGAUACGCGGAGGCGAGUUAUACAACCACAUCACCCAGGGAGGUCCACUGCGUGAGAUUCAUGCGGCGCCGCUCUUCAAGCAGUUGCUGCUCGCUGUCAAGCACAUGCACAGUCUCGGCUACGUGCAUCGCGACAUUAAGGCAGAGAAUGUCCUUUUGCUCUCCGAGGAUCGUCUUAAACUCGCCGACUUUGGUUUCAGCACACAGCUCAUUAAUGGUGCCAAUCAGAAGCUGGACACAUUUUGUGGCUCGCCGCCUUAUGCGGCUCCGGAGCUGUUCUCCGAUGACCACUACAUUGGAGCACCCGUGGAUGUGUGGGCGCUGGGCAUUCUGCUCUACUUCAUGGUGGUGGGCAACAUGCCAUUUCGUGCUCCGACCAUACCUGGCCUCAAGGCAGCCAUACUCAAGGGCGACUAUCUGCUGCCUGGCCAGCUUAGCUUGCCCUGCAUAAGACUAAUCCAACGCAUCUUGAUCCAUGUGCCCGCCCAGCGGCCCACCAUCGAUGACAUGCUGAACAGCCAGUUUGUCACGCUGCCCAAGCUGAGCGCCGAGCUGAUGCAAUACGAGCUCAAUUUGCACACGAAGCCCGCCAAGCGAACCAUUUUCUGGGUGCGCAAGUCGCAGCGCUUGAGGAAGACUGCGUCGCUAAGGGAACGCUAUGCGGAGGUGGUGAAGAAGCCGGCGAUUAGCAUGAAUACGCGGCAACAGAACGAGAUGUUUGUGCACAGUUUUCUGCAUCCCAUCGAGGUGGGUCAACCACUCGACCAACCGCCGGGCAACGCCAAGGAACUGGAGGCGAAUGGUGGCGACUCCGCCAAACGGUCGGGACCAGGUCGUCGUUACUUGUUCUGCGGCACGCUGAAGAAGAAGAUCACACCCAUCGAAACGGAGCCGGAGAAACAGCUGUCGAAUGGCGGACCGCCAGCAGGCAAAAUUAAUCCGUGGAGCGUUGAAGUCGCAGACGAUUGUCCGCUGUUCAAGAAUUACGAUGCGGAGACGGGCAGCUGUGUCAUGUUGCCCACGAACACCGAUGAUCUCAGUCAGCUGUGUGCGCUGGAGUUUGAGGCACGUCAACUGCUCGCUGAGCUCGGCGUCAGUUCACAAAUGUUGAUCACAGCCACGCCAAGUGGUCCACGAUCUGAUAUUAUUGGCGCCUAUCGCAUUAUUGUGAAUCGACUGCAGAAGCAAUCGUGGCUGGCGCGGAAGCAUGUGGAGAUGGCGUUGCAUCUGGAGCCGAAGCAGGAGAAACGCAUCGAGCGACAAUGUUGCAUCUUGUAGAG